GCCGGGACAUUUUGCAAUCCCCGGUACUAAGAAGGCUAAGUUUCCAGGAGUUUUCGAAGAAGAAAAAAAGGAAGAGAUACCCGGCCUAUCAUCUAUUUUGGCAACUUUGUCGAUUUCGAACCGUCCUAGUCCAGGCCAGUUAAUGAAAAGCGAGUUUUUACGGUAUGUUGAACUACCGGUAUUAGUUUCGUGCAUUUGACAAUGCCCGGCAGACGUAGUAUUAAUAGGCCGUCAACGACCCGCGGCUUGACCUCGAGUGCAUGCUGGGCUCUUGAGGCAAUUGAUUCUUGCGCUGCACUUUCGGUACGGCCUAGGUUAAGAUUUAAUGCCGCUCGGUUUCUUACGGUUCGAUAUUCCAUGGCCUUGAGGGGCCAGCCUACCAAGAGCUGGUGAAAUCCAUACUCCCCAUGAUAGUCCUCGCCCCGAAGUCCACAGAGAAUUACUUGGAGCUUAUCUCCUAAAAUCUAGGGAUAAGAUCGACAACUUAGAUUAUGUAUGGGGGGGGUCUUGGACAGAUACCGGGAUAUAUGACUCGUGGGGUUCGAUCAAAAAAUAACGUCUUAUCAUACCUUAGAAGAUGAGCGUUAGGAGCGGGUUUGAAGGAGCCCUAGGAGUUCCCUAGUCGUUAUACCAUUAACUCUACAUGGCCAACUAGGUUCUCGGGACCAGAUUUUGUCAUCCUCAGACGACCCUGUAAGACUACAAGUCUUCCCGAACAACGAUCGGUAGUUCUCUUUGGCACAAGGAGAUCGAGACAGUGGGUUUAUGCUUGAAGGGAGAAAUGAGGGCUUGUUGUAGCCCAUCUCCACAUUUCCGCUUCCCCCUUUCCUCUCCCACACACCUGCUCCUGCGAGCGAGCAAGGGUCUCUGCGGUGACAACCGUUCGCCGAAAGUGGGGCAGGAAAAGUGCCCAAAUAUGAGUGGGUAUUAUAGUUAUCAAAGAAUGGGGAGACAUCCGCGGAAGUUCCCCAACGCCGGAGGAAGACCACGAAGGUGA
Molecule: messenger RNA, 997 nt
Organism: Tuber melanosporum (Perigord truffle)
Lineage: Eukaryota; Fungi; Ascomycota; Pezizomycetes; Pezizales; Tuberaceae
Exons: 1
Coding region: 782-997 (71 amino acids)
Source: RefSeq, a predicted model, not a curated record